CAUCAAAUCUCUCAUACUAUCUGCGGCGGUUUUGUGCACUAUAUUAUAAUACUUGUUACUAUAUUAUAAUACUUGUUACUAUAUUAUAUAAUUACUUGUUACUUGUACUAAACUCCAUUUAUACCUGUAGGAUGAGCUCGAAGAGCAAGAAAGCAGACGCUGAGAAGUUCCAGCACCAACUGUUGGAGGUACUGAAGGAUGAUCCCAACAGAGUGUGUGCUGAUUGUAGAGCUAGAGGUCCUAGAUGGGCAAGUUGGAACUUAGGUGUUUUCAUUUGUAUAAGAUGCGCUGGUAUGCAUCGUAACUUAGGAGUGCACAUUGCUAAGGUUAAAUCCGUCAACCUCGAUACAUGGACUCAAGAACAGUUGGACAACAUGUUAGCCUGGGGUAACGCCGUUGCUAACGAGUUCUACGAGUACAAACUGCCUAGUGACUUCAGACGCCCCUCCGACGAUCCGGGAGUGGAGAAGUUCAUACGGAACAAGUACGACAAAAAACUGUACAUCCACGAGAACUUCGACUACGCAACCAGCGUCAAGAACCACCCUGGUAGUGGGGGUGGAAGUAAGCCGGCGGCUAAGCCCGGUAAAGUGGCCGGUAAAGUGGUGCAGCCGGCGGCUAUUAAUGCUCCCGUUAGGAGCAUUCCUGUUGUUCCGCUCAAGACCAAAUCCGAGGCGUACGUUCCACCUAAAGUGGCAGCAAGAAAACCAGCACCUGUUGUUGCAAAGCCCCCAGCUGAAGUACCCAGCUUACUACAGGUAUCAAUGACCUCAGCAACCCCAGCCCCAGUGUCUUCAGUAAAGUCAGAUCUGGUUGAUAUAUUCGGAGACAUGGUAUCAGCAGCCCCCGCACCUGCUGCUCCUGCCACCUCUGCUGCUCAGCCACCUGCUAGUAAUUUACUAACGGACACUAAAGAGGAACCCAAACAGAGCUUUAAAGACUCCAUAAUGUCCCUGUACGCUGCUGCACCUCCCGCUAACUUCGGACAACCCGCUCAACAGUUUGGAGCUGUACCUCAGUCUAACGGACAGUUUGGAGCUGUACCUCAGUCUAACGGACAGUUUGGGACCAUGCAGAGUAACGGACAGUUUGGGGCACAGAAUACCGGACAGUUCGUGAUGCCCCAACAGAAAGCUCAGUUCGGAGCCCAACAACAACAACCUCCACGAUUCAGACAGCAGUUUGGGCAACAACCAAACCUGAUGGCAAUGCCACAGCAGCAGCCACAGCAACAGCAGCAGCCACAGCAGCAGCCUCAGCAACAGUUUAAUCCCUCUGCCCAAAUGUUUGCUGCAAAUCAUCAGUUCCAGCAGCCUAACGGACAGCAAUUCGCCCAGUUUAACCAACAAGGGAUGCCAAAUGGUAUGGCACUGAAUCAAGGGGUGCAAAUGAAAAAUGUCCAACCCAUGAAUAUGCAAGGUAUGCAGAUGAACGGAAUGCAGGGAAUGAAUAAUAUGCAAGGUAUGAAUAACAUGCAGGGUAUGAAUAAUAUGCAGGGUAUGAAUAAUAUGCAGGCAAUGUACAUGGGACAGCAGCAGCAGGGCCAGCAGCAGGGCCAGCAGCAGGGACAGCAGCAGCAUUUUGGAUAUAAUAUGGGACAAGUCAAUGCAGCUAAUCAACAACAACAAUUCGAGAGCGUCCAGCGUCAACUACAACAGUUAAAGGUGGGACAAGCACAGCAAUCUCAGCCCCAAGCAGGAUGGGCUCAAGCCUUUGGAUCAAGCUGACAUUGUCCAGAUAUCUACUCUUAACAAGCCACCGAGCCUCAUCCUGACCUUGACUACACUGUAGAAUCGUAGGUCGCGUGAUGUGAAACUUUGGAUUGGGGGAAUGUUGAUAAUUCACAACAUUUUGUUAUUUUACGUUUCCUUGCUCGUCUGUCAGAGGUUUUCAGGACUGGUUGAAAUGUGUUGAAUUAUUACUAGUUCGUGUGCCUUAUAUAUAAUUGAUUUAUCUUGUCACGGUGUAACUUGAAGCCAAUUUAAAUCGUCUUGUUUCUCUUGCAUGUUAAAAUAUUCUGUCGUCUGUACGGAGGCAAAUUAAUAGCACCACCGUGGAAAGUAGCACAUUAUACCGAAAACAAAAAUAUUUUAUAUUCUUGAUACAUAUUCUGAUCACGUGAUAUUAUGAAUAUCUCAUGAUCUGCUUUAAUUCCGCCCCUCCCUGUUAAUUUGCCUCGAUAAUGGGCGAUUUCUUCUGUUAGCUGCUACUCACAACCAAGGAGUUGUAUUAUUCAGAUUUAACGCUGAUUUUUUGUCGCAAUUGAUUGGAAUUACUAAUGAAUUUGACCACCGAUGUAAUUAUUGUUUAUAGAUAAUAGUUGAAAUGCAACCUAUUA
Messenger RNA from Bolinopsis microptera, 2338 nucleotides. RefSeq names its product stromal membrane-associated protein 2-like. The record is from RefSeq and is a predicted model, not a curated record. Bases 132 to 1727 code for a protein of 531 amino acids. Gene Ontology annotation, molecular function: metal ion binding; GTPase activator activity. The transcript is spliced from 6 exons. Gene Ontology annotation, cellular component: cytoplasm. Lineage: Eukaryota; Metazoa; Ctenophora; Tentaculata; Lobata; Bolinopsidae.